CGUUGUGCCGUCAAUUGCAGGAGACUCUCCCGGAAGAUUGGCUGCAACGGCUCUUGAUCUCAUCUCUGCUGCGAAGUCUGUCGGUCUGUACUCUGCCUGGCUCGAGAUUUAUCAACGACAAAAUGAUGACCUUCCGCCCAGCUGGACUUCUGUUCGUGGCUCUUGCCUGCGUUAUUCUCGUCACUGUCCAUGACACGGAGGCGGCGCCGUCGUGCGGGCCGACCAGAACCCAUGUCGACGCGUCCACCUGCAAGCACGGCACCGUGGAGGACUGGUGCCGUAACCGCGUCUGCGCCAAGGGCCCCGGCGAGGAGUGCGGCGGCGAGUGGGGCGAACUCGGCAAGUGCGGCGGCGGCAUGUACUGCUCGUGCGGCUUCUGCUCCGGCUGCAACACCAACCUGGAGUGCUGGUUCGGCCACUUCUGCUAGGCGGGUCCAAGGGCCGCCUCACCGUCGAGCUGAACGUGGGCCGGCCGCCUCGGGUCCCGCUCGGGCCCCUUCCAUCAGGCAGGAAUGGAGGGCCUCGUCAGGUCGCCCACUAAAAGCGCUCUCGGUGGCGACCUUCUCACUACAGUA
This is a messenger RNA of Penaeus monodon (black tiger shrimp), 575 nucleotides long. Its product is annotated as neuroparsin-A-like. The record is from RefSeq and is a predicted model, not a curated record. NCBI's taxonomy places the organism in Eukaryota, Metazoa, Arthropoda, Malacostraca, Decapoda, Penaeidae.